Penaeus monodon (black tiger shrimp) is the source of this 1752-nucleotide messenger RNA. RefSeq lists its product as uncharacterized. The record is from RefSeq and is a predicted model, not a curated record. NCBI's taxonomy places the organism in Eukaryota, Metazoa, Arthropoda, Malacostraca, Decapoda, Penaeidae. The coding region runs from base 1 to 1617 and encodes 538 amino acids. The transcript has 6 exons.
AUGGAACUACAGCAUCACCAUUUAGUUUUGGUAAUUCUUGUGUGUUUCACAACAGUGAGUUUUUAUAAAGUUAUAUCCACCGAUAAAGGAUAUUACUACAGACCUACCACGUCCUUUGCAACAAGCACGAAGAUUUCAGACGUUGAUGUGUGUCGCUCGCUAUUCACUAUUAAUGGCGUUCCUAGCAAGAACGUUUUCCGCCAUGUUGCCACGAGCGAGACACCCGGGGCAAAAUCCAGGGCUACCGUAACCUACGGCGAGGAAGAGAUCGCUGCUGCUGCCAGGGGAGUGCGGCACUUGGUGCACAAGAGGGCGUCAUCCUCGGGGCCUGACACGGCCGACUAUCGCGUCCUCGGCGCCCUUCUGCCCAAUCUCGGUCAGCCGAGGCCGCACGUCCGAGGGGGAAGCAGAAUCGACGCCGGCGGAGGCGUGUUGCCCUUCGUGCCGUGCGUCAUCGCGCCCUACGACCAGCCGGCCUCCUUCGCCACCUGCGUCAGGAGGAGGCUGGAGGAAAAGGGCUCCUUCUGGAUCUACUUCAUGGGGGACUCCAAAAUUAGACACGUGUUCCUGCAUUUAUUGGAUCGGACUGACAAGAUAUUCCGCUACAGGAUUGAGUGUAAGAACGAAACGAUGACGUACAGAGAGUUGGACAGACGAAUAGACGAGUUGAGGUGGGAGACCAUGGAGGCCGUGGCCCCGCUGUUUCCGGGCCUGCGUGUCACCAACAGGUUCAGCAUGUUCGAGGAACACCGGCCAUCCAAGUUCUCGAAGUCGAAGGAGCUGAGGCAGCUUCAGCGCUGGUCCGAAGGCGCUGAGGAUCUUCCCGACCUGCUGAUUGUAGGCUACACUUCCUGGAUGCUGCAGCAGACCCGCCUGUAUGACAACACUACAUCUCGCUCCAUACACGAUGUGCUGGCGAUGAUGCUCGAAAUGCACCGUUACGUUGUGCCUCGUCUGGAAAAGAUAUCAAAGGCCACGCGAGUCAUCGUGCUGUCCCAGAGCCGCCAGCGUCCUCACUCCCCGAAUAAGUUCAACAGAAGGGCGGCCUUCAGCAACGUGAACCUCGAAUGGAGUGAAAUGACUUUCCUGCACUUGAUGCGAGCAUACAGAGAGGGCCAUGCCUUCGUCCCUCGCGACGGGCAGCAGGCAGACGCCCAGGACAGCGAGCACGAAACGAAUCGUCAGGGAUCGUUCGACUGGAAUCAUGCAGAGAAGACGCGGCAGUCCACACACAAUCAGGAUCGUGAUUUCAAUAACGAACCGCAAGACAGAGGCGCUGCGGACGAUGGAGAACUCCUCCCCGGUAACAACCAUAGGCACGGCCAACGACUAAAAGACCACUCAGUGUCGUACCGGGACCAUCUGAUCCCUGUAAUGUCCACGCCGGGCCUGUGGUGGUGGGACUCGAGCAUCCCGAUCAACCUGGCGGAGAUCGAAGAGUGCAACGAGCUUCACCGUCGAGACCUGACUGGUGACUUGGCUUACACAGGUCCUCCUCUUGCCUGCAGGGACGAUCACCACGCCGGACCGGGCACGUCUUCUGAUCUCGUUACCAUGUUACUGAACCUAGUAUGUAAUUCCGUCUUAGGUAUGUCUGAGACAUUCUGUUGCACGUGAAGAUGUAUCGAUAAGUAAAAUGUAUCACGGUUCUAUCGGACUUAUGAAGGUACAUGCGAUAAGAAUGAGUCCAAAAGGUCAAAAAUAAAUGUUUGAGAGAAAAGAAAGAUGCGACAGCGCGCGUGUGAAACGAUG